AUGACUUUUGCCGAAGAUUCGCACACCAAACAACCGUUCUUGACGACAAGCUUUACAUCGACGGCGGCUAGCCCCGAGGUUUGCAGACAAGCUUUUUUGGUCACUGACCGCACUCCAGAUACCUGGCUCGCGUACCACGACCUCAACAACCUCGCCGAACGCGGCGGCGAUCUUUGGUCAGACCUAAAUAUCAGCCUAAGCAAAAACGACAGUAUCCCGAGCGUACACGGCGGCAUCCUCUGGGGCGACAGCGUCAACAAGCGAUUCUACCUCUUCGGCGGCGAAUGGAACAACGGUUUCUCACAAGGGACUUAUAGCCUUCUGAGCUACGAUAUCAUCUACGACAAAUGGGAUCACUUCGGAACGCCCGAUAUAACCCCGCUGCCGAAGAUUGCCUCGUACGGCGCUGGUGUCGGUAUCUCGGAGACUGGCAUGGGCUACUACCUCGGAGGAUGGAUAAGCAACGCCUCGAUGAGUGGAUGGACUGGCGACCGAACGAUGAGCUCCAACUUCUACACGAACUCGUACGACUCGGGAAAGUUGAGGCAGGUCGCUAGUCUCAGCUGA
This is a messenger RNA of Fusarium tjaetaba, 567 nucleotides long. RefSeq lists its product as uncharacterized. The coding region runs from base 1 to 567 and encodes 188 amino acids. The record is from RefSeq and is a predicted model, not a curated record. The transcript has 3 exons. Gene Ontology annotation, molecular function: protein binding. Lineage: Eukaryota; Fungi; Ascomycota; Sordariomycetes; Hypocreales; Nectriaceae.